CCUUCUCCGGGUCCUGACCAGGCAUCCGGCUCUUUGUCCUCUGUACCUGCGUCGCUUCCUCUUGCAAAUAACUGGGAUGUGGGUCCUGUGGGGUGUUUGGAGAAUGUCUUGUGCAUCGUCGUUGUUGUAGAAAAAAGUCUUUGUCUACUCCGAGGUGAGUGAUCGCUGUCCUGAUAUCCAGAAGCUCUUUUCUGUUGUAAGUUGCAGAAACAUUAUGCAGUUGCAGAAACAUUAUGUACAAAAUAAGUUACAAAUAAAGCGGGGGAAAAAUGAUUAUAGCACAAUUGGUUGGGCGCCCGUAAAACUGCUGCCAUUUCUUCCAGCGCCAUUUUGAACAGUAUGUAUACAGUAUCCAUAUUACCACUGUAUCAGGAAGUAUACAGUAUCAGUAUGUAUGCAGUAUCAAUAUUACCACUGCAUCAGGAAGUAUACAGUAUCAGUAUGUAUGCAGUAUCAAUAUUACCACUGCAUCAGGAAGUAUACAGUAUCAGUAUGUAUGCAGUAUCAAUAUUACCACUGCAUCAGGAAGUAUACAGUAUCAGUAUGUAUGCAGUAUCAAUAUUACCACUGCAUCAGGAAUUAUACAGUGUCGGUAUGUAUACAGUAUCAAUAUUACCGCUGUAUCAGGAUGUAUACAGUAUCAGUAUUACCGCUGUAUCAGGAAGUGUACAGGAUCAGUAUGUAUACAGUAUCAAUAUUACCACUGCAUCAGGAAGUGUACAGGAUCAGUAUGUAUACAGUAUCAAUAUUACCACUGCAUCAGGAAGUGUACAGGAUCAGUAUGUAUACAGUAUCAAUAUUACCACUGCAUCAGGAAGUAUACAGUAUCGGUAUGUAUGCAGUAUCAAUAUUACCACUGCAUCAGGAAGUAUACAGUAUCAGUAUGUAUGCAGUAUCAAUAUUACCACUGCAUCAGGAAGUAUACAGUAUCAGUAUGUAUGCAGUAUCAAUAUUACCACUGCAUCAGGAAGUAUACAGUAUCAGUAUGUAUGCAGUAUCAAUAUUACCACUGCAUCAGGAAUUAUACAGUGUCGGUAUGUAUACAGUAUCAAUAUUACCGCUGUAUCAGGAUGUAUACAGUAUCAGUAUUACCGCUGUAUCAGGAAGUGUACAGGAUCAGUAUGUAUACAGUAUCAAUAUUACCACUGCAUCAGGAAGUGUACAGGAUCAGUAUGUAUACAGUAUCAAUAUUACCGCUGUAUACAGUAUCAGUAUGUCUGCAGUAUCGAUAUUACCGCUGUAUCAGGAAGUAUACAGUAUCAGUAUGUAUACAGUAUCAAUAUUACCACUAUCAGGAAGUAUACACUAUCAGUAUGUAUACAGUAUCAAUAUUACCGCAGUAUCAGGAAGUAUAAAGUAUCAGUAUGUAUACAGUAUUAGUAUUACCACCGUAUCAGUAUGUACACAGUAUCAGUAUUACCGCUGUAUCAGGAAGUAUACAGUAUCAGUAUGUAUACAGUAUCAAUAUUACCGCAGUAUCAGGAAGUAUACUGUAUCAGUAUGUAUACAGUAUCAAUAUUACCGCUGUAUCAGUAUGUAUACAGUAUCAAUAUUACCGCUGUAUCAGGAUGUAUACAGUAUCAGUAUUACUGCUGUAUAGGGAAUUAUACAGUAUCAGUAUGUAUACAGUAUCAAUAUUACCGCUGUAUCAGGAAGUAUACAGUAUCAGUAUGUAUACAGUAUCAGUAUUACCGCUGUAUCGGGAAGUAUACCGUAUCAGUAUGUAUACAGUAUCAAAUUACCACUGUAUCGGGAAGUAUACUGUAUCAGUAUGUAUGCAGUAUCAAUAUUACCGCUGUAUUUGGAAGUAUACUGUAUCAGUAAGGCUGAAUCACAUCCGGCCGUGUUUGGGAGUCCCAUAUGGCGGCGAACAAUUGGCCCAGCGUUGGGGUAGGGUGUGAUUGUAAAUAAGAAUUUGUUCUUAACUGACUUGCCUAGUUAAAUAAAGGGUAAAUAAAAAUAUAAUAAAACAUGCAGUAGGGUCUAACAACAUGGUAAUAUUUUGUGUUUUAUUAUUCAUAUGUCUUGAAGCUUAUUGGUUGCUACACUAAUCAACAGCGUAGUAUGAUUUCUUCCAUUUUUAGUUUUGGUUGUUUAAUUGUUUGCCUUCCUCAUAUUCUGAUGAACUAUGUGAGAGCUUCUAUUG
Molecule: messenger RNA, 2146 nt
Organism: Oncorhynchus tshawytscha (Chinook salmon)
Lineage: Eukaryota; Metazoa; Chordata; Actinopteri; Salmoniformes; Salmonidae
Exons: 2
Coding region: 340-1380 (346 amino acids)
Source: RefSeq, a predicted model, not a curated record